AUGGGUUCCGGAAAGGAAGAUCCUGUACGACAGACUUGCUACAAUCUCUCCAGAGCUGGACCCGAGCUCUCGACGACAGGCACGCGGUCCACAUCAACUUCCAGAAGGCGUUCGACACUGUGCCACACCAGAGGCUCUUACAGUGACAACUUCCUUAAACGGAUUGAAAACUUCCUUUUGGGUCGACAUCAGGUUGUCUGCAUCAGUCGGGGAAAAUCAGACCCUGCUAUGGUCGAGAAUGGUGUCCCCCAGGGUUCAGUACUGGGACCCAUUUUGUUCCUUAUCUACGUGGACGAUGCUGCAAGAGAAUUAGACUGGGAAGUAUCAAUGUUUGCCGAUGACACGAAGAUAUGGAGUGUAAUUCGGGGUCCUGCCGACGAAGACAGGCUGCAGAUGAACUUGAAUCGGUUGGAGGAGUGGUCAAACCGUUGGCUCCUGCGUUUCGACGUUAAGAAAUGGGGCAUACUUCGCCUAGACAACAUAACUAGAUCCGCCAGCACAAGAGACUACUUUUUGGGCGCUGCAGCCUUAAAAGAAUUCGAAGCCCAAAAGGACCUCGCUGUACUGAUGACGAUUUCCCUAAAGUCACCCGCCCAUUGUUCGAGAAUGUCAAAAAGCGCAAUUUCCGUACUGUACGCCAUCGAGCGUGCGUUGAUGGACUUUGACGAAGAUGCUUUCUCACAGACAUUCGGAACAUUCGUCCGGGCGCAUUUAGAGUACGGCAUACAAGCCUGGAGACCGUGGGCGGUUGAGGAUCAAAGUUGUCUCGAAAGAGUUCAGAGGAGAGCCACGAAGAUGGUUAGGGGUCAAAGCUCCUUCCUCUAUGCAACUCGCCUAGUAAAUCUGAACCUCUUUCCCUUGAGUUACAGGCAACUUCGCUGGAAUUCCUUGUGAGCCUUCCGCAUUGUAAAGGGGUUGGAUUGCAGUCUGGCCUUCGAGGACUUUUUUAAAUUUGCUGCCACGACCAACCUCCGUGGUCACCCGUUUACACUGCGCACUCAGCGGGCAAGGCUGGAUGUGCAGAAGUUCUCCUUCUCUGUUCGGGUGGUCAAACCAUGGAAUGCCCUCCCCGCUGCUGUUGUGAUAUCACCAUCUAAACGAAGUUUUAAAAAGAAUCUUGACAUAUUCAUGUUCUGUUAUGGCUAAUAUCCGAACUCAUCGCCUGUAAAUCACUCCCAUUUUGUCCUACCAUUAUGGGCCCGUUCGAACAAUUGCAGCCCAGCAAAUUUUUCUCUACACUACACAUUUGACCUUGAAAAUAGGGUACUCAAAGGCUUACGCCUAUUUCCCUUAAUAAACUGAACUGAUCUGUCACCCCAAAAUUCUAUAUAGCUAUAUACGGUCUGUUAAAAGAAUUCAGGAACUGAUCCCUCCCCUUAUGUCUUCAGACGGGAAACUGGAAACUGACGGCCAGGUCACAGCGUCCAUCGUUUAUAAUUUCUUUGAGUCCGAAAAUUCUAUAUGGUUAUAUACGAUGUACUAAAAGGACUCAGGAGCUCAUCCCUGCCCUCAGGUCUGUAGAUCGAAAAGUGGAGAUUGAUGACCAGGUUAAAGCGUCCCUCCUUUUCGACUUCUUUCAGUCCGUCUUCACCCGAGAACCUAGUUCUAUAUUUGCCCAUCCAUCCAUUCGCCAACCAACCUCUCCUCCCAGUACCCUUUCCCCUCCUACCCUCCUUAACCGAGGCACCACUCUUUUCAUCUACCAUAGUUAG
Messenger RNA from Spirometra erinaceieuropaei, 1712 nucleotides. The record is from the annotation of a GenBank genome assembly. NCBI's taxonomy places the organism in Eukaryota, Metazoa, Platyhelminthes, Cestoda, Diphyllobothriidea, Diphyllobothriidae.